Messenger RNA from Trichomonas vaginalis G3, 702 nucleotides. Its product is annotated as protein polyglutamylation. NCBI's taxonomy places the organism in Eukaryota, Parabasalia, Trichomonadida, Trichomonadidae. Gene Ontology annotation, biological process: protein polyglutamylation; cilium assembly. Bases 1 to 702 code for a protein of 233 amino acids. The record is from RefSeq and is a predicted model, not a curated record. Gene Ontology annotation, cellular component: ciliary basal body. The transcript has a single exon.
AUGACAAUUCCAAAAUUAAUUACACAAUUAAAGAAUAAAUUACCAAAAGACGAGAUUUUCAGACGCAUUAGACCAAAAAGAUUAAUGGAACUUCUUGGUUUAUAUGCUUUUGAACUUCAUCAGCUUGAAAUGCAAGAAAAAGCAGCAGGACAGGGCCCAGCACCUGAAGAUGACGGACCAACGCCAAAAUAUCAUCAUAUGCACUCAUCAGUUGUUUUCAACGAUACUCCAGCUCCUGCACAAGCUCCAUUAAAACCAAAGAUUGAUUGUCCAUUUUUACUUCUCGAUGUAAGAGACGAAGAAGAGUUCGAGAAGUGCCACAUCCAAGGCGCUAAGCUAUAUCCAAAGGCUCGUCUCUCUCGUGCUACCAAUCAAUUCACACCUGAAAUCCUUCAGUAUAAAGCACAUCCAGAAAAAAUGAUCAUUGUUUAUUGCGAUUACGGUAAGACAUCUGCAGAAGCAGCUCAUAUGCUCGCUGAACGUGGAUUUGAUAACAUUUUCCUCCUUCACGAAGGCCUUGCCGCUUUUGCUGAUGAAUUUCCAAAUUUGGUCGGACCAAAUCCACCGCCACCACCUUUGACACCGUCAAAGAAGAAUACUGCACAAGUAUCAGCAGCUUCAAAGGUCUCAACUGCUGUUGUUCGUGGUGUUCAUCCACAUGCAACAAAGCGCGAUCCUAAUGAGAAAAAGCCAUGGAAAUAA